Molecule: messenger RNA, 999 nt
Organism: Seminavis robusta
Lineage: Eukaryota; Bacillariophyta; Bacillariophyceae; Naviculales; Naviculaceae
Source: the annotation of a GenBank genome assembly
AUGAUGGUAUCAACAGUAUCUUGGCGGCUUCUUGUUGUUGUGCUGUUUUGUUACCUUUCUACCCAAAUUCAAGGUCAGAGUGCAGGCGGGUACAUUCGAAUCGAUGAACGACACGCCUACUCCCUAUCCACUUUCAACCCCCAAGGACGACUUCAACAAGUGGAUUAUGCCAUGGAAGCAGCCGCCCUAGGGACACCAGUGUUGGUUCUGUGUCGACCUCAAGAAGGAGUUCUCCUCAUGGCAUCUCCUCAGGUUUUGCCCUCCAUGUUUGUUCUGGAUGAUGGAACGGCACGAUUCCUGCGAGUGACACCCAAUCUCAUGGUGGCCCAUUCGGGAGUAUCUGCCGAUGGGAGAGUCCUGUGUGCAGCAGCCCAAGAAUUGGCAAUACAACACGAAUACGUCUAUGAUGAAGAAAUUCCCAUUGAUAUCUUUUUGGAAGAAGUUUCCUUGCUUUAUCAAGAGCAUACCAUGAAGAUUGCCGCGCGGCCAUUUGGUGCUACGAUGAUUGUGGCGUACCAAGAACCGGCACAAAACAUUGCCAAUCAAGAAGACAGCACCGCCACCAUGUUGCCACACUGCUUUUAUCGGAUAGAUCCUUCUGGAGCUGUAGAAUGUUUGGGGGGUAAUUUUGGAGUUAUUAAUGGAGGAGACAAAUUCCAAAAGGACAAUCAGCUAUGGAAUGAUUUAAAGGACAUUUCGCAAUCAACCGAGCCGCUCACAAUGCAACAAGGACGACAAAAGCUGGUAGAAGUAUUGCUGAAUGCUUUGAAACGUGCAGCAGAUGACAAAGCAGUAUUCACCAAAGAUAAGAAUUCCAAAAAGGCAGACAAGGGAAACAUUGACAACAACAACAACAAACAAAGCUACGUCCCGGCAUCGCUAAAGAAUGUCCGACGAAUACUCACGGCUUCCCUGUCUCAUCAAGAAGGAAUGGCAAUGGACCGAUUUGAAUUGUCCAGAGGGGAAAUUGUACCACCAGGGGACAGGCCAACAACAUAG